GAUGAUGAGUUUAUUUGUUUAGUUGAACUAGCUAUCGCAGGAACUACCUUGGUAUAGUAUAUUUUAAGGUUAACUCAUACCUAUAACCUUUUAAGUGAUCAUCAAUUUUGUUCUAAAAUAAUGCAUUAUUUGCAAAGGUCUUUUUUAUGAACGAGAAUUAAUCUUUGUUUUAAAAAACGCAGGAAACAGCUAGUAUUUUAUUUAUUUCUUAAUGUAGAGUGGAUUCCGAUGUUGAGUGAAAACAGCUGUGUUUUUACUUUAAAAUUUCUCUUAGUUCCUAUUUUGGUGUGUGUUUGGGAGAAAGCCUAUCAUCAUUAUACCAGACCUCUCGUGUUGACGAAAAAUGGUUGGGUGCGAGGUCUGGUCUCCUCAGAUGGUGACUAUGAUAUGUUUUUCGGAAUACCGUAUGGGAAAGUUAGAACAGAGAAUCCUUUCGGGGUAGCAGAGCCGUAUACAAUAUACGAUGGAGUUUUUGAAGCCACAGAUAAUACUAAAAAUUGUCCUCAACUUGACGAUUUAUCAAACAGUUUUGGUGGUACAUUAGAUUGCCUCAACUUGAAUAUUUAUGUACCACGAGGGGAAAAAAAACUUCCCGUUAUGGUUUAUAUCUUUGGAGGCAGGUUCAUGUUCGGCUUUGCCGGGAAAUUCGUCAACAACACUCUCUAUGGACCGCAGCAUCUAGUGCGGUACGGUGUGAUAUAUGUAGUCUUUAAUUAUAGACUUGGCCCAUAUGGCUUUUUGUGCCCAGGGACGAGAGAAGUUCCCGGAAAUACGGGGUUAAAGGAUCAGACUCUUGCGAUUCGCUGGAUAAAAGAUAACAUAGAACAUUUUGGCGGUGACGUGAAUAAGAUCACACUUUUUGGACACAGUAGUGGAGCCAUAUCGGUUGACCACCAAGUUCACACUCAACCUUAUGAACUGUUCCAGCGAGCCAUAUUACAGAGCGGAACAUCAUUGUUCCCAUUUAGCGUGUUACCUGCAAAUAAUACUCUUCCCUCAAUUAUCGCUCGGAAGUUAGGAUAUGUAACCGAUGACGUCGAUAAAGCUCUCAAAUUUCUAGCAAAGAAGAAUCCCUUAGAUGUCGUAAAGGCAUCUGUGAGCAUUCAAUAUCAGUAUACUCCAUGUAUCGAGCCAAGGUUUGAAGGUGUGGAAAACAUAAUUACGGAUUAUUCACUGAAUACGGUGCCUAAAGUUAAGAACAGACGAUUUUUAAUUGGACACACAAAGGAUGAAUAUAACUUCGUUUAUGCUAAAUUCCCCAAUGCCUACUUUGACGCAUACGACAUGUUUGAGGAGUUUUUGUCUAAAGCGUUUCAUUUAAACGAAACGGAAAUGGAGACUAGUGUAGCUGAAGUAAAGCGAUUCUAUAAAGUUAAUAAAGUGAGCUCCCAACUCAGAGAAAAUAUCGUGAACUUCACAUCGGACAUCGUUUUAAAUUACCCAUUACUUAGACAAAUGGAGAGAUUUUUAAACCACGGUUCUGAUAAGAUCUACUACUACGUAUUUACAUAUUACGGAGGAAGAAACUUACACCAAAUUAUCAAUAAUCUGAGCACCGGGGGCGCCAUGCACGCGGACGAGGUCGGGUACAUCUACCCGUCCACUGUCCUCGGAGACACCUCCUCGGAAGACCAGCUUAUGGUGGACCGAAUUACUACACUAUGGACAAACUUCGCAAAGUACGGUGAUCCCACGCCUUCUCCGACUGACCUUCUACCUGAAAAAUGGUAUCCAAUAUCGAGGGACAGUAGACGAUAUCUUCAAAUAGAUCGAGAGACCAAAAUGGAAACUGAGCUAGUUUCAAGAAUUCGUUUUUGGAAACGUUUCUAUGAGAAAUAUUCAACGCGAAUUAGGUAUUGAUUGGAAAAAAUUUACACAAAUAUAAAAAUAUUAUCUAUCAAUUAAAUUCUGAAAAAAGUUUACUAAUAGGAAUUAAAAAGAUCACCUAGAGUAUGUAAUUUGAUAUCCCAUUAAUAAAGAUUAUAUAAUUAUAUGAAAUAACUCAAUACGUAAUAUGAUUUAAAGUAAACGUGUACUAGGCUCAUCCCCUACGUGACAGAUAAUUGUAAAUUAUUCAAAUUGCAAGUCAGCGCUGCAUUCCUUCGAGUGAGUCAAGAGCCGUGAAAUGAACGACAGCCCUCCGCCAUGUGAUAAUCAUUUUAUUUAUCCUUGGGGAAGAAAACUGUUCCCUAUCCACUCAAAAGUUUAGGUAUUUAAAUCUUCCAGUCAACCCUGCAAACCUAAGCAUUUGCAUGCAACACAGUA
Messenger RNA from Pieris napi, 2265 nucleotides. Its product is annotated as bile salt-activated lipase-like. Bases 229 to 1860 code for a protein of 543 amino acids. The transcript is spliced from 4 exons. NCBI's taxonomy places the organism in Eukaryota, Metazoa, Arthropoda, Insecta, Lepidoptera, Pieridae. The record is from RefSeq and is a predicted model, not a curated record.